CAAAUGGAAAACAGUUAGAUUAGAGUUAAAAUCAAAUUAGAAAAGGAUACAAUUAAAAGACUAAAUUUAACUAAUUAGUUGAGGUUAUUUGAACUUUUAAAAGCCAAUUGAAAGUUUAUUGAUGUUACUAAAUAAAUAGAUGAAUAAAUUGUAAUAAUUUAAGGAAGAAAAUAGAUUUUAACUAAUCAAUUAUUUUAAAUUGAACCAAUUAUCUAAUUUAAACAUGUUAAUCAAUUGUAUCAUCAAUUAAAAUAAUAACCUGUCUCAUUAGAGGUGUGUUUAAGUGUCUUAAUUGUGAUUGUGUGAAAGUUAAUCAAUGAAUAACAAUCAACAAUUAAAAGAAAAGGGUUUUCAAUUUUUAUUAUCUUAAAAAUCAUUUAUUGAUAAUUAAGUAACUGUAACAAGUUAUCACAGACAGUUGAUUAAUUUAGAUGAUUAAAACAAAUUAAGAAUACAAAUGAUGACAAUUAACAACAACAAUUAACAUCGGUACAAGAUCACCAACAAUUAAACAGAAAAUUGUUGAUCAACAUUUAGUCUUAUUAACUAAUAGAUAACUUUAAUUAUCAUAUUAGUUACUCAGAGAUUGAAUUGUAGAAACACAACUGAUUAAAUUAAAGUUUUCAUUUAAUUUAGUUGAAUGUUGAUUAACAUUUUACUCAAUUCACCGUUAGAUGGCGUUACUAUAACGCCAACAAUUAGUUAAUUGUUACAACAGUUGAAAUGUUAGUUAACCGAAACCAGUAAGAGUUUCUUAAGAUUUUAGUUGAUUUAAAAUCUUUCCGACUCAACAUCAACACCAUGUUGUUGAGAUUAACAAUUACAAUCACUGAGUAAGUUAUUAUUUUUUUCCAGCAACAAUUUAACAACAAUUAAAAAAGUUUAUGGUAAGUUUUUCGUUGUAAACCAAAAUGAAAACAAAAUAUUGUUCAAGUGUUUAAGUGAAUAUGAUAAACAAUCAACUCUAAUUACAAAAUCAUAACAAUUUAUGGUUUCAAUUAAAUAUAUUUGUGAUGAACAAGUUAAUUGUGUUGGAUUAAUUAUUAAUAGUUAAUUGUAAAAUCCAAUGGACAAAAUUUAAAGUGAAAUCAAUUGAAAUUGAAACAAGAGAAACAAAAAUAAAACAAAAACAAUGAUUGUGAUUAACCAACAACAAACUGGAUAUAAUAAUUGUGAUUUAACAAGAGUGUCAACUAAUCAUCAUCAUAAUCGGAAAUCAAAUCAAUUAAUCAACACGAAACGUGUUAAUUACAAAUUAUCGGAUAUGCAUAAUUACCGUUAUCAGUUUAAUUGUUUAUCAACAUUUUUUGUGUCCAAAGUGAUUGUAAUAUUUUUCAUCUUAAUCCCGAUCAUCUUUAAAUCACCAAUAGUUAAUGGAGAGAGGAUUAGUACAGGUUGUAAAUUUUAUCCAAUCGGAGAGAAUCGUAGGUUCGAAAGGGUCGCUGAGAAUCUUCAAGUCGGUCAUGAGGUUUUCAGGGUAGAAGUGCACCCACGGAUGGAGAUUAAAUUAGAAGCCGUGGACAAUAGUUUAAGUGAUAUUAAUUAUUUCAAAUAUGAAGAAUUAGAUGAUAAAACUGUUGCCAUAAAACUUGCUCAUUCACUGGAGGAUCUUGUUGAUCGGAGAGAUCCACAAAGUGUUCUUAAAUUUAAAUUAACCUGUCGUGGACCUAGUGGAACGGAAGACGCCUUUCUACCGAUUACUGUAUAUGUUCAAGAUGUUAACGAUCACGCACCAGAAUUUCAAAAUGUCCCAUAUUAUUUAGAGGUUGACGAGCUUACACCAAUUGGAUUAACAAUUUUCCGUGGUAUCCAUGCCAUUGAUAAGGAUAAACCAAACACUGCCAAUUCUGAUAUCACCUAUUCAAUUGUGGGUGGAAAUGAAAAUAAUUCAUUUAUAUUAUCGGAUCCAAUUGAAGGAAUCCUGGUUGUUAACAAAGCUCUUGAUUACGAUCAUGGUAUCCGAGAGUUUAAAAUUCAAAUUCAGGCCUCAGAUCAUGGUGAUCCAAUCAGCUUAUCACAGGUAACAACAAUGACGAUUAGGAUUAAGGAUGCUGAUGAUCAGAAUCCAGUCUUUACUCAAGAGGUUUAUAAAGCCAGUGUAUCGGAGACACCAACAAUUACGGGUCAAAGGAUUAGGGAGAAAGUAGUUGUUGACCCGGUUGUCCAUGCAUUUGAUUUGGACCAAGGAAUCAAUGCCAGAUUAAGAUACAACAUUAUUUUGGGUAAUGAAGGUGGUUUCUUUGAGAUGCACGACCAAACUGGUGAAUUGUUCCUGGUCCGAGAAAUUGAUUUGGAAUCACUACCUAAUUCAGUUCUUAGUCUACAAAUUCAGGCCACUCAGGUUGAUAAUCCGUUAAGACAAGCACUUUCUCGAGUGGAUGUUUUCGUAAAAGAUAUUAACGAUAAUAGUCCAGAAUUCGAGUAUGAUAUGUACAAUAUUACCGUUAUGGAAAACCUUCCACCAGGAUUUACCGUUCUUCAGGUUUAUGCUGUCGAUGCAGAUAAAGGUGAAAACGCUGAAUUCAAGUAUGUCCUUCACGAUGAAUCGGAUGGUUUUCAAAUUGAUUCCACCACUGGUUGGAUUAGCGUUAAAGAUCCCGCUAAACUUGACCGAGAGACACAAUCAAAGAUACAAAUGAAAGUUACCGCCAUUGAGAGGAAACCCAACGUUAAUCCGGACGCCGUUAAACAAGGGCCACAAACAACCGUUGAGAUCAAUCUAUUAGAUGCCAAUGAUAAUAAUCCACAAUUUUUCCCGUCCAAUAUUUACCAUUUUAAUGUACUUGAAACGGCUCCAACUCGAACCAUUUUAGGCUCUAUUUUUGCCCAUGAUAAUGAUUUAGCGGAAAAUGGUCAAGUUAUUUAUUAUAAACAGAAUGAUUCGCUUUCACAAAGAGUACCAUUCGAUGUUUAUCCUGGAAAUGGUUCAAUUUAUGUUCUAGACUCUUUCUUGGCUUUACCAAAGAAACAGGAAAGUUACACCUUUUUCGUUAUUGCCUCGGAUUCGGCUAAAAUUGCCUUCGAACGUCGUACCUCGGUUGCCGUUAUUCGUAUUAAUGUUACCGAUAUUAACAACUCGGUACCUGAAUUUAUUGGUGCUCCUUAUGAAGCGUAUGUUGGUGAAAGUUUACCCGAAGGUGCUUAUGUUACCCAAGUGUUGGCUCGUGAUGCUGAUUCAAUCAACGAUGUUCUAGAAUAUUCAAUAAUCGCUGGUAAUGAUGAUAAAUUGUUUUUCAUUGAUUCUCGAAAUGGUAAAAUUUUGACUUCCGCUGUUUUGGAUUAUGAGAAGAAACAAAGUUACGAUUUACUUAUCCAAGUUUCGGAUGGUAUCAAUACUGCUGUUGCACCAAUUUUGGUCCAUGUGGUUGACAUAAACGAUCAAUCGCCCAUUUUUGCUCACAAUUUUUACAAUUUCUCGGUCAUUGAAGAGCUUGGUGGCAAUGAUACAGUUGGCACCGUUCUUGCCCUGGAUCGGGAUUCAGGUAAAAACGGUCAAAUAAGGUACAAUUUGGUGGGUGAUCAAGCUAAUAAUGCUUUUAUCAUUGAUCCAUUUAAUGGAGCCAUAAGGACAAGACGUCGUUUAGAUCGUGAAACUGAAUCAACAGUGGACUUUAUUGUGAUCGCUUUCGAUGGUGGUAUUCCCCAAUUAAGUGGUACUACCAAUGUACAAGUUAAAAUUGAAGAUAUUAACGAUAAUCCGCCCUUCUUUGAUAGAGAAAUGUAUGAAGUUGAAGUUCCAGAAGAGGUCGACCCUCCUUAUGAGGUCGCACGUAUAACAGCAUCAGAUAAAGAUUAUGGUGACAAUGCUGUGAUUAAAUAUCUAAUUCUUGCCGGAAAUGAGGAUAAAUCAUUUGCAAUCAAUCCUGAUACCGGUUUAAUAUCAACAACCGAGAAACUUAACUACGAACGGAAAACUGAGCACAUUCUUCAUGUUGCCGCUCGAAACCUUCGUCCUUUCCAAGGUCCACAAGCAGCUUCCAUCGUUAAUCCAGCAGUUCAAGUGACAAUCCGAGUAAAAGAUAUAAAUGAUGAACUUGUUGUAUUUGAUCAACAAUCGUAUCAUUUUAAAAUAAUUGAAAACAUGGCCCCAAAUCAGAUUAUUGGUCAACUUAAUGCCACUAAUCCAAGACGAGUUGACUCCGAACAGGAUAUUAUUUAUUGGUUAGCAGAGGACAAAACGAAAAAGCCCAAAUUCAAGAUAAUUCCUAAAACUGGUGAAAUUUUCUUGGUUGAAACGGUUGAUCGUGAUCCACCCGCUUCUGAACAUUCAUUUAAAUUACGAGCUUACGCUCGGGACUCCCUUUCUAUCAAUACUUUUAACACAAGUGUACCGGUUAUAAUUGACGUUCUUGAUGUAAACGAUAACGCACCAACCUUUGAUGAGGAAAGAUACAUGUUAGAGUUACCUGAAAGUUUACCACCGGGAACAAUUUUCCCCUCAUUCUUUAAGGCUCGAGACAGUGACGCCGGUUUGAAUGGUAAAAUUGUAAGCUACCAUUUAAAUGGUAGUGACUCUGAAUUGGAAAUGUUCAAAAUUGAUAAUAAAACGGGAACCAUUUCCCUUGGAGGUUCAUUGGAUUACGAAACUCAGGCAACUCAUGAGUUUGUCGUUAUCGCUUUGGACGGAGGUGAUCCACCAAACAUUGGCUCUGCUACGGUCGUAAUUGGAGUGACCAAUAUAAAUGAACAUUCACCUAAAUUUGUUGGUCUUCCUUAUGAAUUUUGGGCUCAAGAAAAUGCUCAAGAAGGAACUUCCGUUGGUCAAGUUAAAGCGACAGAUGAAGAUGGAAACAAUAUUAUUUAUUCAAUAACCGAUGGAGAUACCGAUUAUUUUACCAUUGAAGAGAAAACUGGACGAAUUUUUGUUCGCAAAGGUUUAGCUUCUCGAACUUCAUAUACUUUUGUAGCUCGAGCAACUGACGAUGGUCUACCAACUAAUUACUCUCUCGGUGUUCAGGUCAAAGUUUUGGUUAAAGAGGCAAAUGAUUUUCCACCCGUGUUUACAUCAAACUCUUAUCGUGGUCGAGUAAUUGAGAAACAAGAAUCCAAUAAGGUUAUUAUUAAAGUUGAAGCUUUGGAUAAAGAUUUACAAAACAAUACGAUAAGCUAUUCAAUUGCUUCCGGUAAUGAGCAAGGUAUCUUCAUUAUUGACCGGAUGACCGGUGAGAUUAGAGUGAUGCCUGGACUUGGGUCAAAAAUUGAUUACGAUAAACAGAAACAAUUCACUUUACUUGUUCAAGCGACCGAUUCCCACAAGACUCCACUUUUUGGCCUUACAAUGGUUACAAUUGAUGUCGCUGAUGUUAAUGAUCAUCCACCAACCUUUACCAAAAUGGCUUAUUCAGCAUCACUUCCGGAAAAUCUUCCUUCUGGUCAUUGUUUCAUUAAAAUUGAGGCAGUUUCCGGUGAUGCGGUUGACAGUAUUAAAUAUUCACUAUCAGAGGCAAAAGAUUCUGGUGCUUUUGGUAUAAAUGCUGUUUCUGGUGAUAUUUGUACUAAAAAAGUUUUAGAUCGUGAAACUCAGGAUAAAUAUGAAUUUACGGUUGUCGCUUCUGAUGGUAAAUAUGAAUCAUUUGUACCUGUUGUUGUUGAAAUGAUGGAUGAAAAUGAUAAUCCACCUCGAUUUGAGACUGAAUCAUAUCUUGUCUCGAUUCCUUAUGAUGCUCCACCCGGUCGAUCGGUUAUACAAGUUUCCGCUAGUGACCCUGAUCUAGCAAAUAAUGGUGAUGUCACUUAUUGGAUUAAAAAUACUCAUGGUAUGUUUGAGAUUGACGCUAAAACGGGAUUGGUCAGAUUAGCUGCUCGAUUACCUGGUGAUCGGCAAAAUUCAACCUUUGAGAUGGAAGUGUUUGCCCAAGAUCAUGGUGUAACUCCCAACAUUGGUAAGGCCAUGUUGAUAGUCCGUGCAUCUAAUACACAAAAUCAUCCACCCAAAUUUGAACGAUUCAGUUAUUUAGUCGCUGUCGAUGAAAAUGUUUCCGGUAUACCUUUACUUAAGGUAACCGCUGUUGACCCAGAUCCAGGUAAAGCGGGUAAAGUUCAUUACCGAAUCGUUAAAUCAACCAAGCCCGAUAUUUUCCGAAUCGAUCGUAACUCUGGCCGUGUACUUUUGGAGAAACCAUUGGACUAUGAAGAGACCAAAUAUCUUGAAAUUAUGGUCGAGGCUAAAGAUGAAGCUCGAGAACCACAAUUUACCACCGCUGUUAUUCAAGUGGUGGUUAAUGAUGUUAACGAUAAUCCACCGCAAAUACUUUCAAUGCCUCGAAUCCUCCGUGUUCCACAAUCAACCUCACCCAAUAACGAAGUGAUCUAUACGGUUCGAUCAAUUGAUGCCGAUUCUGAGAGAAAUGGAAACAAUUUGGUUACCUAUGAUAUCUCACCACCUUCAGCUUUUUUCGCCAUCAAUCCAACAACAGGACAAAUUUUCGCUACUCAACAAUUGUUACCAAUAACCGAAGUACUUAAAAUUGUUGCCACCGAUAGAGCGGCAACAGGUCCAAUGUCAACAUCUCGGGAAUUACGAAUUGAUGUUUACAGAGAUUCAAUUGAAGAGCCUAAUCCAGUUUUCACUUCAGUCCAAUAUUUUGUCCAAUCAGAUACCGUUUUAGAAGCCGGUGCUUCCGUUUUAACCCCACGGGCUACAAUACCCAAUGGAUCACCUAUUUGGUAUAAUAUUACCUCUCAAGAUUCAGGAAAAUUCAAACGAUUCGCAAUCGAUCAUGAUACAGGUCGAAUCACAACAACAGCGAAAAUUGAUCCAUCAGAACCAAACCUUAAACAAUCAGUUUAUCACUUUAUUGUUACUGCUCAUAAUCGUAAGGAACCAUUACAUUAUUCAGAAGCUGGUGUAGUGAUCAAAUUGUCUGAUGCCAAUUUCCGAUGCCCUAAAUUCCCGUUCACUCAAUAUUAUGCUUCGAUAUCGGAAAAUUCACAAGUUGAUACAACAGUUUUACCCGAUUUGUUGGUUGAAGAUGUUGAAAAAAUGUCGGGCUCUCGAUUGGACUACCAAAUAACGGAAGAUGAUUCAAAUGAUAAUUUCUAUGUUGAUGUUCAUCAUGGUGGAGUUGGUGCUUCAGCUAAUGUUUCACUUCGAGUGAAGAAACCACUUGAUCGUGACUCUAUGCCCAAAUUUUUACAAGGAAUUUAUACUUUAACGGUAACAGCGGCCAAUCAUAGGUGUUCAUCAAGUACUCGGAUUAAGAUCAUGGUUGAAGAUGUUAACGAUAAUAAUCCAGUUUUCACUUCACCUGAUUAUGUUGUUGAACUUAAGGAAAAUACACCAAUCGGUCAUGUGGUCACUACAGUUUCGGCAACGGAUAAAGAUGAAAUUGAUCGUAAUAAGUUACGAUAUCAUAUUGUCGAGGGCAAUGAAGAUGAAGCUUUCGAUAUGGAAGAGGAAACCGGAGUUAUUACCGUUAAAAUUGUCCCCGAUCGUGAACGAAUCCCGUCUUAUGUCCUUCGCAUGGUUGCCGUGGAUGAUUCAAAUAAUACUGGUUGGGCCAAUGUUCAUGUCACCAUAUUAGAUGAAAACGAUUGGACUCCAACUUUCCUAAACGAGACUUUCCUCAUGAAUGUUACCGAAGGUCCAACUUCAAUCGGUACCCGACUUCGACUUCCCGUCGUUGAUUAUGAUGACGGAAUUAAUCGAGAAAUGGAAGUUUAUAUUGUCGAUGGUAACGCUGACGGCGAAUUUAGAUUGGACGUUGAUGAGGGUGGACCUUUGUUGACAAUUAUUUCGGAACUUGAUCGGGAAAAGUAUAAAGUCGAAGGGUCAGCUCUUCAUCUUGUUUCCAUUGCGGCCAAAGAUCGUGGUAAUCCACCGAGAAUCGGAACGACGAGGGUCGCUGUCGUAAUCCAAGAUAUAAAUGAUACUCCACCCAAGUUUGAGAAAGAUUCCUACUUCGAAGUGGCCUCAGAAAAUAUUCCCGUGGGUUCAGUUAUCGCGACACUUAAAGCUACUGAUCCAGAUUCAUCAACCAAUACAGCUUUGGUUUAUUCAUUUGCCAAGAGUACUGGAAAGGUUCCAUUUGAAAUUGACCCAUUAACUGGAGUGGUCAAUGUCUCUCGACCUCUGGAUAUAUCUGAAAAUGUUCAAUAUUCAAUAACUACCGAAGUGUUUGAUGGACUAUGGAAAGGAAUGACUAAUUUGAAAAUUUAUGUUCGAGAAGCUGAAGAACGAGAUCCAAGAUUCGAUCAGAUCCAUUAUCGAUUUGCUGUGCCCGAAAACAUGGCCGGUAUUAUGGUCGGACGGGUUGAAUUGAAGCCCCGAAAAUUACGAAUCAACGCUCUAAUGAAAUACACGAUUGUUAACACCGAAAUGCGAAGUUUAUUCAAUAUAACUUCGGAGGGAGAAAUAUUUACCAAACGUGGACUUGACCGGGAAAAGAAAGCCAAAUAUGUAUUUACCGUUAUGCUGGAAGAAAAAAGACCGACAACUAAAAUAACUGUCAGUGAAGUUAUGGUUGAUGUAUUGGACGUUAACGAUGAGAUACCAACGUUUAGCCAAACAUAUAAAGGAACAAUUAAGGAAAAUUCACCUCCUGGAACCCAAGUAAUUAUUGGACCUCCAACAAUUCAAGCAGUUGACCAUGAUUCUGGUAACAAUUCAAUUGUCCACUAUUCAUUGGCUGGAGAGGGUCAAGAGCUAUUCACCAUUUUAGAUUCAGGAUCAGUUUUGUUUACACCAAAAGAGGUUAAUCAAAUUCUUGACCGAGAAAGUAAAGCUAAAUAUGAAUUAAAAGUAACCGCAAUGGACAAUGGUAAUUUAAGUUCAACCACCCAACUGACCAUUGAGAUUGAAGAUGAAAAUGAUAAUCCACCUAUUUUCCAACAUGGGCCACUAUUUGUACUACUUCCUGAGAUUGCCAAACCAGGGUCAAAGGUUGUACAAGUUAAAGCUACUGACGCCGAUGAGAAAGGUCCAAAUUCACGAAUCCAAUAUUAUAUUACUGCUGGAGGUAAAGGUGACAUUCGUAUUGACCGAUUGACCGGUGAGAUUUUCGUGGUUGGAACUCUUAAAUCUGAUUCGGUUUACUAUUUAAAUGUAUCGGCUGUUGAUGGAGCUGGUUUAGCAUCUAAGACAAACAUUAAUGUAACUGUAGUUGAUGUAAAUGACCACAAGCCAACCUUUGACCAGACCUUUUAUCAAUUUGAAGUAUUGGAAGGUAAUUACACCAAAGAGAAACUCCGUCUCGGUGUUUUCCGUGCUCGAGAUGAGGAUACGGGAAGAAAUGGAAUCGUUGAAUACACUAUGUCCAAUAACGUUGGAAUUGAUUUCCCAUUUACUAUUGAUAUUCAUACGGGUGAACUUUUCGCCAAUGGUAAAAUUGAUCGGGAACAAAGGGAAACAUAUAAUUUUGCAGUAACAGCUCUUGAUUAUGGUGAACCCUCACAUAAUUCAAGUGUUGAAGUGACCAUUAAAGUAAAGGACAUUAAUGAUGAAAAGCCUCGUUUCUUCACUGACCCUUACUUGGCUCAUGUUCCGGAAAACUUGGAUCCUGGUUAUAAGGUGACACAAAUUGCCGCUUAUGAUCCUGAUCUUGGUGAAAAUGGUCAAGUAUUUUAUAAGUUAGGUGAUGGACAUGAUAACAAAUUUUAUAUUGAUGGAAAAGACGGAACCGUUUGGACAUUGGCUAAAUUGGACUUUGAGGAUAAACAGUUUUAUAAUAUAACGGUCAUUGCCUAUGACAAGGGUAACCCAUCACUAAGUUCAUCGGCCAAACUUUGGGUCACCGUUGCUGAUACAAGAGAUGCUGUUCCAGAUUUCCCUAAGGCUAUUUACACAUUAGAGGUUGCUGAGAAUGCUAAAGUUGGUGACACUGUAUUUAAUUUGAAUGCUGGUGAAGGACCUUUCAAAUAUAGUUUACUCAAUGGUGAUGUUGUUGAUACAUUUACUGUUGACACAUCAACGGGUCGAGUUAAACUUGCCAAACCUUUGGACAGUGUCCAGCGUAAUCAUUACAGUCUAAUGGUCAAGGCUGAAGACGACAGCGAUCCUCCUAAAUUUGAUACUGCUGAGAUUAAUAUUCUCAUUGGAACUGGUCAAGGAGUUCGUCUUUUCCCUAAACGAUUAUAUAAAAUCUCAGUAAUGGAAAAUCAAAGGUCACCUUUAAACCUUAUUGACCUUAACUCUACCGAUGAACUUGCCCAUCGUCCAGUUCAUUAUGCAAUUGUAGGUACCGAUUAUGAUGGACUUUUUGAUAUCGAAUCGAAGACCGGUCAACUAAGAGUAACUCGUCCGUUUGACCGAGAAGCUCGUGACCUUUACAAUAUUAAAAUUAAAGCUGAAAACUUGGGUCACCAUAGAGUCGGUAAAAGGGCUAUUCCAAGUUCAUCUUCCAAUCCAUCAUCUUCAUCUUCUAAAUCAAGUCUCAAUGAUCCCUUUAAUUAUCAUCUUGCUUUUGAUGAAACUCUGGUCCAAGUAACGGUUGAUGAUGAAAAUGAUAAUUCACCAAUUUUCACCAAUAAAGGUAAACCCGCCGUGGCUGCUAUACCAUUGGAAGCUGCAUUUGGCUAUCAAGUAAUCAAAUUAAUGGCCACUGAUGCAGAUUCUGGUAUAAAUUCAGCGAUUCGAUAUGAAAUACUUGCCCGAGGCGAUGAUGCAUCUUCUAAAUUUUAUAUUGACCCGGUAACUGGACUGGUCAGAUCAAUGGUUUCCUUUGCUUUGGAUGGAGGUAAAUUAUUUGGAUUUGAUGUGAAAGCUACUGACAGAGAGGGAAGUGAAACCGGAAACUCAGCGGUAACCAAUGUUUUCGUUUAUGUUUUACCGGAAACUCGUAUGGUUUUAUUUGUAGCCGAUUCUGAGCCGAUAACAGUUGAAAGACGAACCGGUGAAGUGCUAGGUUUCCUAUCUAAUGUAACGGGUUAUAAUGUUAAAAUGGCUAAACUUGAGCCUCACAUGGAAGGUGAAGUUCAAGAAGCCCAUUCAACUGACCUUUUCUUGUAUGCCGUUAACCCGGAAACCAAUGAUAUUGUUGACACUGAUACUCUACUUGAAGCAUUCCGUCAAAAGUCACAUUCAAUUGUUGAUAAUUUAAGAUCAUUCAAAAUCCGCCGUAUUCAGGGUGUUACAGUUCAAGAGAAAAUUAGUCACAUGGGUGCAACUGAGAUCGCAAUCAUCGCCCUUUCAUCGGUCAUCUUUUUAGGAACCAUAUUGGCCAUCGCUCUACUUUGCUCAUCAUGUAAGGAGCGAAAAUUACACAAGGAACAUUCUGCUUGGGAGCAACAACGAUUAUAUUCAACAAUUAAAAAUCCACUGAUGACCAAAUGUAUCAGUAACCCUUAUGGAACUAGAGAACUGCCCAAUGGUCAUAGUACAUCGACCUAUUCUACAGGCGAUGGGAUAGGUGGCCCUGGUUAUUCACGAGCUUCUGGUCGUUCAGUCCGUUCGGCCUGCACUGGUACAAGUUGGUCUUCUCAUAAAUCUCAAAACUCUGGAAGCCCAGCAACUGAAUUAUAGCAAUAAAUGAAUUCUGAUUUUCACGAACAAUCAGCAAUUAGGAAAUACUAAUAAUAUAAAUCAUUAGAUAGAAAAUGAUAAUUUUGUCAUAUCUUGAGUCUCUUUCUCAUAAUCAUCAUCAUAAUCAUCAUCAUCACCAUCAUCGUCAUCAUCGUCAUCAUCAUUUACAUCAAUCAUCGUGCCUUAUUUUUUUCUCAAGCUAAAAUUAUAUCAUCAUGAAAAACUAUAUCUUAAUUAAUACUAUUAAUAUAUUAAUUGUUGUUAACUAGUAUUCAGAGAUUUUAACCAUCAUUAAGAUAAAAAUAUAUAAUUGUAUUGAUGUUUGGGGAUGAAAACUCAUCACCGUUAAUAUAUAACUGUAAAUAUCAUCCAUCCCACUCUCCUCAUCCUCAUCCUCAUCCCUGAUAAUCAAACGGAUCCACAAAACCCCAAUCCCAUUUUCUUGAUGAAAAAAAUUAUCCCUUCAACCUUUUGUUGUUACUUUUGAUUAGGGAUACGAAAAAUGAACAUUUAAUUAAAAAUAAAUUGUAACAAUUAAGAGAUUAAUCUUAUAUCAAAA
This is a messenger RNA of Panonychus citri (citrus red mite), 12017 nucleotides long. RefSeq names its product protocadherin Fat 4-like. Bases 1133 to 11458 code for a protein of 3441 amino acids. Gene Ontology annotation, cellular component: catenin complex; plasma membrane; adherens junction. NCBI's taxonomy places the organism in Eukaryota, Metazoa, Arthropoda, Arachnida, Trombidiformes, Tetranychidae. Gene Ontology annotation, biological process: cell-cell junction assembly; adherens junction organization; cell morphogenesis. The transcript is spliced from 24 exons. Gene Ontology annotation, molecular function: cadherin binding; calcium ion binding. The record is from RefSeq and is a predicted model, not a curated record.